Messenger RNA from Puntigrus tetrazona (Sumatra barb), 2625 nucleotides. RefSeq names its product UDP-N-acetylglucosamine pyrophosphorylase 1, like 1 (gene uap1l1). Lineage: Eukaryota; Metazoa; Chordata; Actinopteri; Cypriniformes; Cyprinidae. Gene Ontology annotation, molecular function: UDP-N-acetylglucosamine diphosphorylase activity. The record is from RefSeq and is a predicted model, not a curated record. Gene Ontology annotation, biological process: UDP-N-acetylglucosamine biosynthetic process.
AAUAAGAUUUCAAAUGCGUCCAGAAUUAUUACGCUUUGACUUUGAGACUUUUUGCUCCGAACAGAUCCCUGAUGUGAAGCGAUUCCUUUUAGUAAAGAGGUUAAGGACAGAGACUCAGCAGACUAAUCACAUGACAGCGGUCAGCUUUCUGAGGAAGUCAUUCAUCCGCGGAUCUAGAGUAAAACAGGCUGUGUUUGGAAACCUACUGAGAUGCCUACAUAGACAGCAUUUGGUACGUUCCGACUUUUGAUAUUUGAACUGAUUCGAGCUGUUAGUGAGGAGCAAAAGCACCCUCUGGCUAGGCAUUUCAUUGAGACUUUGAGAUGCGCUCCGCCAUGUGUGCCUAAGGGGAGUUUCCAAACGACUCCUGCAAACUAAAUAUGCCUUGACAGUAGUUUUCUGUUAUUUCGACAAUUAUGUGCAGCUUCAGUGAUAUGUUUACUGUGCCGACCGCACGCUGAUCACGAGUUGCAAGCAGUGAAAACAGGAUCCAGAAGACAGAGAGGUUUGUUGCGAGAUCGUUAAUGUAUUAACUUUCCAGAAAGGGAAAGAUGUUAUCAUUCGAGGAAGUUAAAGCGAAGUUAGAAACUGCAGGACAGAGCCAUGUUUUGCGAUUUUGGGCUGAACUUUCCGCGGAUGAAAGGCAUACGCUUCUGGAGGAGAUAUGUCAGCUCCAGCCCGAAGAGUUACUCGAGCACUGCCGGGCGGCUGCAGAGGCUGCCAGCCGGCGUUCGAGCGCUGACGGUCGGCUAGACGCGCGGAUGAAGCCCGUCCCUCCAGAGUUCUUUGGAAGCGUGCGUAAAAGUGACCGAGAGACGCUUCAGAUGUGGGGCGACGAAGGGUUACUGCAGAUUUCCCAGGACAGGGUGGCUGUUCUGCUGUUAGCCGGGGGUCAGGGGACUCGGCUCGGAGUGCCUUAUCCUAAGGGCAUGUACAAUGUUGGGCUUCCAAGUGGGAAAACCAUGUACCAGAUCCAGGCUGAGCGUAUCCAGAAGGUGCAAGAGCUGGCCAAUUUGAAGCACGGUAGUAGGUGCACGAUACCAUGGUACAUAAUGACUAGUGAGUUUACUCUGGGACCCACAGAGAAGUUCUUCAAAGACAAUGAAUAUUUUGGUCUUUGUCCAUCCAACGUAAUCAUGUUUGAGCAGAGAAUGAUACCAGCAGUAGGCUUUGAUGGAAAGAUCAUCCUGGAGAAGAAGAACAAAAUAGCCAUGGCACCAGAUGGAAAUGGCGGCCUCUAUCGUGCUCUAGUGGACAACAAGAUUUUGGAGGACCUGAAGAGAAGGGGUGUGGAGUAUCUUCACGUGUACUGUGUGGACAACAUCUUGGUGAAGAUGGCAGACCCAGUCUUUAUUGGCUUUUGUAUAAACAAAGGAGCAGACUGCGGAGCCAAGGUGGUGGACAAGGCGUAUCCUGCAGAGCCUGUUGGAGUGGUGUGUCAGGUGGACGGCCUGUAUCAGGUGAUCGAGUACAGUGAGAUCCAGCCAGAGACCGCGGAGCUGCGAGGCCCGGGAGGAGAGCUCCUGUUCAGUGCUGGGAACAUCUGCAACCACUUCUUCACCCGAGGCUUCCUAAAGGACGUGGCUGAAAAGUUCGAGAGUCAGCUGAAGCAGCAUGUGGCAAUCAAGAAAGUGCCGUUCGUGGAUGGAGAAGGGAACCUGGUGAAACCAACCAAGCCCAAUGGCAUCAAAAUGGAGAAAUUUGUCUUCGACGUCUUUCAGUUCUCAAAGAAAUUUGUCGCCUUUGAGGUGUUGAGAGAGGAGGAAUUCUCACCCCUGAAAAAUGCUGAUGGGGCUCCUUUGGACACGCCAACUACAGCGCGCCGAUCCUUGUUAGCACAACAUUACCGCUGGGCUCUGGCAGCUGGUGGACACUUCCUGGACGGGCAGGAGAAACCCAUCCCCCCGAAACAUAGUACGACACAGAACGAAGACCCGGCAAUCUGCGAAAUCUCUCCACUUGUGUCAUACUUUGGCGAGGGUCUGGAAAAGCUGCUGAACCGGAAGAACCUAAAGUCCCCUCUCCUGCUCGAUGAGAAUGAAGCCGAGAACCUAGCGAAAACUGCAUAGUGUUUCCAACUUGGAGUGGAUACCAUCACGUCCAGGGGCCAUGCAAAUAUUAAAGGAAAUAAAAGGGAUGUUUGCAAAAACAAAACAAAAAAAGCUUGGGGUCUGUAAGAUUUUUUACAUACUAAUACUCACCAAAGCCUCAGAAAACCUCAAUAUUGUAAAAUGAAUAUAUUUUACAAUAUAAUUUAUUCCUGUAUUGAAAAAACGGACUUUCCGGCAGCCUUUGCUCGUCUUCGGUCGCAUGAAUCUUCAGAAAUGUGUUGUUCAGGUCUAAAUAUACAGCGUUCUUAUUAUGAUUAAUUAUGCACUGUAAACAUAAAAUAUCUUCACUGUCACAUCAAUUUAACGCAUCCUUGCUCAAUAAAACUAUUCAUUUCAUUGAUUUUUUUUUUUUUUUUUACUGGCCCCAAUUAUUAUGAUUAUUAUAAGGUUCGAGUAGAAUCAAUUCUUUAUAAAAAUGGUUGGUGUAUGAUUGCAAAAUACAAUGCUAUAUUUUUAUUAGUGUCGCCGUGUAUUGCACAGCAUAUACAUUUCAAUAAAAUCAAAUACCCUCUUA